This is a messenger RNA of Camelina sativa (false flax), 1067 nucleotides long. Lineage: Eukaryota; Viridiplantae; Streptophyta; Magnoliopsida; Brassicales; Brassicaceae. The record is from RefSeq and is a predicted model, not a curated record.
UGAAUGUAUGACAACAAGGUAGCUGAUAUGUCGGGACGGCUGCGAUUCCUUCUUUAUUAGUUCUUUCUUUCUCGAGUGGAGGAAAAAAAAACAGACGACAGAGAGAAAGCGAGAGAGAGAUGGAGAAUCAUACGAAAGACUCGACCAUGAAUGUUUCAUCUCUUAACUGUAUCGAUCUAUCCGACGAUGAUCUUCAUAACUCAGUUGUUUCCCUCAAACAGGCAUGUUUGGAUUGUGGAUUUUUCUAUGUGAUCAACCAUGGGAUAAACGAAGAGUUCAUGGACGAUGUUUUCGAGCAGAGCAAGAAGUUUUUUGGGGAUCAUAAAGAAGGUUAUUACAUUGGAAUUGAAGUUCCUAAAGAUGAUCCUCACUGGGAUAAACCAUUCUAUGGCCCUAACCCUUGGCCUGAUGCUGAUGUUUUACCCGGUUGGCGAGAAACAAUGGAGAAAUAUCAUCAAGAAGCAUUGAGGAUUUCUAAGGCUAUUGCAAGAUUAUUGGCGUUAGCCCUGGACUUGGAUGUGGAUUACUUCGAUAGGACGGAAAUGCUUGGAAAGCCUAUUGCAACUAUGCGUUUGUUGCGCUAUCAGGGGGUUUCUGAUCCCUCAAAUGGAAUAUAUGCAUGUGGAGCACAUUGUGACUUCGGGAUGAUGACUCUGUUAGCCACAGAUAGUGUAACGGGACUCCAGAUAUGCAAAGAUAAGAAGGCGACGCCUCAGAAGUGGGAAUAUGUACCGCCAAUUAAAGGGGCAUUUAUUGUGAAUCUUGGCGAUAUGCUGGAACGGUGGAGCAAUGGAUUUUUCAAAUCCACAUUACAUCGGGUUCUUGGGAACGGUCAGGAACGAUAUUCAAUUCCAUUCUUCGUGGAACCGAAUCAUGACUGUCUAGUGGAGUGUCUCCCAACAUGCAAGUCAGAAAGCAACCUCCCCAAAUAUCCACCGAUCAAAUGUUCGACGUACCUCACCCAGCGUUACAAAGAAACACAUGCGGAGCUAAGCAUCUACCACCAAUAAACAUGAAUGCUCUAUUCAAUCAACAGUAGGAGGGAGUCUUUAAAAAAAAAAAAAAAA